This is a messenger RNA of Gaeumannomyces tritici R3-111a-1, 1419 nucleotides long. Its product is annotated as H/ACA ribonucleoprotein complex subunit 2. The transcript has 2 exons. Gene Ontology annotation, biological process: ribosome biogenesis; rRNA pseudouridine synthesis; snRNA pseudouridine synthesis. Gene Ontology annotation, molecular function: box H/ACA snoRNA binding. Gene Ontology annotation, cellular component: box H/ACA snoRNP complex. The coding region runs from base 195 to 989 and encodes 264 amino acids. Lineage: Eukaryota; Fungi; Ascomycota; Sordariomycetes; Magnaporthales; Magnaporthaceae. The record is from RefSeq and is a predicted model, not a curated record.
AAUAAAAAAAAAGUCGACCGCCUUGCGUUCAGCGAUCACGACAGUGUUGGGGAGGCCUAGCGAACGAAAAGACACACUUAAAUUGCGCGAUAUUUUGGGGCAGCGAGAUCACGACGCGAUACUACCGUUACAGGACGCGACUUCGGCUCAUUCAAUCUUAAUUGGCGCGCCAAUUGGCCUCCUCCGCCGUCAAGAUGGGCUCGUCAGAGAAGCACAGCAAGAAGGACGUCGCCGGCGACGAGGCGGCGCGGCUGAAGAAGGAGAAGAAGGAGAAGAAGCGCAGCGAAAAGGACGGCGUGCACAAGAAGGACUCGAGCAAGAAGGACAAGAAGGACAAGAAGAGCAAGCAGGACCGCCUCGAGAAGGCGCUCGACGAGCACCUGCAGGCCCCCGCGCCGGCCAAGGACUCCAAGAUCGUCGUGCCCGUCGCCGACCCGGACGCCAUGGUCUCUGACAACGAGGCGGACGAGAUCAAGGCCCUGAUCGCAAAGGGCGAGGUUCCCAAGGGCGCUCUGGUGUCGUUUGCUCUCCCUCUGGCCGAUGACAAGGUCCAGAAGAAGGUGCUGAAGACGGUUAAGAAGGCCACCAAGAAGUCCGCCCUCCUGCGCGGUGUCAAGGAGGUCAACAAGGCCCUGCGCAAGGCUCCCAGCAAGACGGCCAGCACGACCGAAGUCCCCGGCGUCGUCGUCAUCGCCGGCGACAUCUCCCCGGCUGAGGUCAUCAUGCACCUGCCCAUCUACUGCGAGGAGCGCAAUGUCCCCUACAUCUUUGUCCCCUCGCGCGCCGAGCUGGGCGCCGCCGCGAAGACCAAGAGGCCCACGUCGGUCGUCAUGCUAGUCGCCCAGGGUAGGAAGCGGGACGGAGUCAAGGGCAAGAAGGCCGAGGCCGUCGUCGAGGACGAUGGGGAGGACGACUACCCCAAGGCCUACCAGGACCUGGUCUCCACGAUCCAGAAGGAGUUUGCCAAGCAGCUCAGGGGCCGGAUAUGAACCGUGUCUUUCGUUGGUGAAUUAGGGGGUGGCUGUCUGGGACGUAUCUACCGUUGGGUAAUAUGUGUGCGAGAGGGGAUACCAAAAACUUUCCUUGUGGGAUACAGGCGAUCUCGUGUAUUUUUUCCGGCGUUUCGGUGGGAUUUUCAACCUGGGAUGUUGCUUUUCUCCCUUUUUCCUCCAUAUUUGCCCGCAUUUCUGAUGUUGCUUCGGACUCUGCCUCGGGGUUAAUGUGCUCAGCUUGGAUAUUGGCCCUCACUCCUAACAGUGACAGCCAGGGCAGAGCUGACAGGCACCUACCGAGGUACCCAGCAGCACCUUUGACAAGCUGGACCUUUGGGGACUUUGCAAGCCCAUGUGCUCGCUAUGUGGCAGUAGUUGUGAUUUCAUUGAGCUCCAGCUGAUUGUUGUCAUUUGAGAGAUAUCGAUG